GUGUGGCAGAGAGAGGACCCGGACCGCGCAGGCCCCCGCCCCCACCCGCGCCGAGCCCCUCCGCGUCUUCCGGGCGGCGGCGGGUUGGGCCGGCCGGUUGGGCGGGAGCGGGAGGCGACCCGGGCGCGGGGCGGAGCCGGCGCGGCGCAGCUGCGGGCACCCGCAUGGGCGGCGGCGUGGGGGCGCCCUUGCGGCCUGCGGCCUGGUCAUGCCUGCAUACCUUUCAGAAGCUCAACCAGAGGCGGGACAUCUCCUCCUGGCUGACCCGAUGGUUCCCCAAGACCCCAGCCAAGUCCGUGGUGGCCCAGAAAACGCCCAUCAAGGUGGAGUUGGUAGCUGGAAAAACCUACAGAUGGUGUGUGUGUGGCCGCAGCAAGAAGCAGAAAGCACCUGAGCAGGAAGUUCCCAGGCAAGAGGCCUCCUCUCCAGCUCUGCCGCUAACUAGCAAGUCAAGGCAGGCCUCAGUUUCCAUGACCCAGUCUCUGCUGGAACAGCUUCCACCCUUCUGUGACGGCUCUCACUUCUUCCAACGCACUGGUCUAUCCCCACUCAAGUUCAAGGCCCAGGAGACCCGCACAGUGGCCCUCUGCACCUGUAAGGCUACCCAGAAGGCCCCGUACUGCGAUGGCACCCACCGGAGUGAGCGGGUGCAGAAGGCAGAAGUGGGUUCCCCGCUCUGAGGGACCAGCCCCAGGCCUCUUGCGGGCACCCUUUUUGUGGGGAAGGAAAUGGGAGUGCUGAGGCCAAGAAGGGACCACUCAGGGAUCCCAGUCCCAUCUGCUGGUUGUGAAGGGCUUACUCCCAAGACCUGAGGUCCCUCAGGCAGCUGGGGACCCCACCCCUGGCUCAUCACCUGCUGGUGAAAGUGACAUUAAACUCUGUACCCACCCAGCACA
Molecule: messenger RNA, 896 nt
Organism: Lontra canadensis (Northern American river otter)
Lineage: Eukaryota; Metazoa; Chordata; Mammalia; Carnivora; Mustelidae
Gene: CISD3
Product: CDGSH iron sulfur domain 3
Exons: 6
Coding region: 165-680 (171 amino acids)
Cellular component (GO): intracellular membrane-bounded organelle
Molecular function (GO): 2 iron, 2 sulfur cluster binding
Source: RefSeq, a predicted model, not a curated record